CGUCACACCACCACCGUAACUUAAGUUAAAGAUGAAUUCUAAUAAUAGAGGUCAUUUUCCUUUUGUAAACUCCUCCUCUUCUUCCGAGUCAUCUGAUGAAUUUGAUGAGUGGUUAGAAUAUGAGAAUGAAGCAAUGGAGAUUGAAGAACAAAUUGCAAUCAACAUGAUAGCAAGAAAUAACUAUGUAAUUCACCAGCUCCUCCUCAUCCAACAAAGCGAUCAGGAGGCAACAAUGGCGGAAUCUCCUGUGCAGAUGAACCUGGUCCCGACCGAAGCUACAUCUGAAAGCUUCGCAGAGUAUGGUCAAGUCAUCGAAGCUUCCUCAGAUGGUGAUCUCUUUGGUCCUAACGAUGCUCAGUUAGAUCUCUCCAGAGGAACCCCACGUUUUUAUAUCAUGCGGCUCGAAGGUCGAUCCUUUGGCUUCUCAACGAUCACGCACCACGCGAACGUGACACAGUGUCUGGGAUCAAUAGGAGGUCACGUUUGGUAUCUUGGCGUAGCGAAGCCAUCUCUUAUUGAAGAUGUUGGUGGAGAAAGAGUUGGAGAUAAUGUAGAGUCAGGGUCCGAUGGUCACUUGUACGCGCCUCCUACGGUUGAGGAAGUGCGCGUCUUCAGGUUUUCAGGACCGAAGUUUGUUAAACUGAACCGUGGUACGUGGCAUGCUGGACCGUUGUUCAGUGACAGCUCCAUGGACUUCUACAACCUUGAGCUCAGCAACACAAAUGAGGUGGAUCACACGACACAUAGUUUCAAGAAGAAGAAUGGGGUCAUCUUCCGGUUUGAGGAUAGCACAUCAGCAUCCUAAAGUCAAAAAAUUCUAUAAGAUGAUCAGUGUGGUUCUGUUUUCAUGUCUUUAUAAGCAAAUAAAAUGAGAAACAUUUUUCUUGUAUUCAAUGUGCCAAGUCUGUCUUUGUACAAACUAUAAAUCUGUUCAUCUAUUGACUCACUA
Brassica napus (rape) is the source of this 949-nucleotide messenger RNA. RefSeq lists its product as uncharacterized. Lineage: Eukaryota; Viridiplantae; Streptophyta; Magnoliopsida; Brassicales; Brassicaceae. Gene Ontology annotation, molecular function: ureidoglycolate hydrolase activity. The coding region runs from base 32 to 805 and encodes 257 amino acids. The record is from RefSeq and is a predicted model, not a curated record. The transcript has 4 exons.